ACAACACUGCCAUUCUCCACUUUCAGAGCCUGGAGUUACAACUAUACAGACUUGGGGAGAGGAGAGGCACAGCUCACCAUAGCAAACUGAGGGAGACACGGCAACAGAUUGUUGGGUGGAGGCGCACAGGGUGCCUUUCUAAACUGGGGAAACGGGACUCGCAGCUGAGGAUGAGAGCCUGGACACUUUAGACAGAAGAAGGUUCUUGAAGGGAGACGAACAAUUUUGUUUUAUCAUUUUUUGCUGCUUCAGUGGCGUGGGUGGCUCAGUGGAUGAAUCCAGCUUUUGACUAACAAGACAUUUCUGGAACUGGUGAUUGCUGAAAAUGUUGUUGCUGUUUUUCAGGCAGUGGCGGGACCUGAUCCAAGGCUGACGGGGAUCCAGUGUUUCCUUUUUCUGAACAGUGCAUUUGUGUGCAGGUACCUAAAAGAAGAAGAAGAUGGCAGAAGAAGAGGAUACUCGGGAAGUGUUGUUUCCUGAUUGGAUGGGCCCUGACAAGCAUGGGCUUACCAUUGAACAAACCAGCGAGGGAGAGAUUUAUGUGAAGGAGGUGAAGAAUGAGUCACCUGCUGGCAAGACUGGGAAGGUGCACCAAGGAGAUCAAAUCGUGGGUGCAACCAUCUACUUUGAGAACAUGAGCUCAGAGGAAACAGCAGAGCUCUUGAAAAAUUUGAAUCGACAUACAGUAGGACUGAAGCUGCAGCGCAAAGGAGACAAGUCACCAUGUCGCUCCCCUGGACCAGGGAUGGCCUGGGAAGGAAGCAGUCAAUUUGGAGGCUCAAGCCCUGACAUUGUUCUGAGUGGGGAUGAUGAAGAUUACAGGCGUCUAUACACAAAGAAGAUUAAACCACGACUGAAGUCUGAAGAUUUGACAGAAAGUCCUGAUUCACAGAGUGAAAGACAUAGCAGUACCAUCACAGUGACACGAAAAGUUACAACGUACACGGUUGAUGUGUCUGGAUCUAAAGAUGUUGAUGUUACUAGUCCGGAGUUCAAAGUCAAAGUUCCAAGACGGGAAGGAUCAGAAAGCUCAGCAAUGGAUAUUGACACAAAAUUUUCAGUUUCUAAAACCAGCAUCCCCCAAAUCAACCUUGGAGGAAAGACAAUUAUAGAAAAAAGUUUAGACACUCGAGGAAGGUCAAAUAUUCGCCUGGAAGGAAGUGGCAUCAGAGAAAUUAGAAGCUCAACAUUUAAAACAGAUGUUGGUGGUCACAGUAUAGAAGGAUUAGAUGGCAAAUCGAUGAAAUUCUCAGUUCCUGGAAUUCAGAUAUCUGAAUCUAAUGUACAUGGGCCAGAUGGCAGUGCUGAUUUUGCUGGAUCAAACAUUGGAUUCAAUAUUUCACGAGUCUCCACCGACAGUGACACUAGAGUCCCUGGUGGAAAAGUUACAGUGACUGAAACAUUCAGAUAUACCACUAAAGGAGGCACUAUAGACAUGCCCUCUGCAGACAUACAAAAAUCCAAACAAAGUGAACAUGAUAUUACUGUCUCGUUACCAGAAAUGACUGCAAAUGCUAAAAGUCUUAGUGGUGAUAUACACAGUCCUGGAAUCGCCAUUGAAGGGCAUAAAGGCAAAAUUGGUUUGAUUUCAUAUGAACUUUCUGGAGGCAAAGGAAGCAGUAAAAUGGAUGUGACAAUGCCUCAAGUAAAAUCUGCCAUAAAAGAUCCAAAGAUGCAAAGUGAUAGCAGUGUAAAUCUGGGAACCUACCAUAUCAGCAGUGGUUCUAAGGAUACUGAAGACAAGUCAAAAUCAACAGAAUUUACUGUGUCAGGGGGAGAUAUUCAUGGAGGAAUAAUUGAUACAAAGGGAUCUAAAGUUUCAGUGACAUCUACUUUUUCAACUGCUGAUAUUAAAGUUUCAGAUAAAAUAAUUUCGUCAUCAGAAAUCAAUGUUAAAGGACCAGGUGCUCCAGCACACUCAGGAGAUAUUUCGCUUAAAGAUAUAAGUAUUAAUGUCAAAGAAGGUUUUGCUUUACCUAAGACAGAAGGUGACAUUAAAAACCUAGAGGUUAAAGUUCAAGAGUCCUCGGCCAGAAUUAAAGGACCAUCCUUUAAUGUCUCAGAAAUGUCAUCAUCGAAAAUCUCAGCUUCUGGCAUGAAAACAGACAUUGCACGUCCAGAAUUAGGCAUUAAAGGUCCUGCCAUGACUACUGGGGGAUCUAAUAUUGACAUUAAAAGGUCACAAACAGGAACUACUGUUCCUAAAAUUGGUAUUAAAGGAUACACAAUUCAUGCCCCAAAUGUUGAUGUAAAACUACCUAGAGGAAAAGUGGAUAUUGAUGAUUCUAAUAUUAGUACUGGAAAUAUUGCAAUUAUGGGGCACUCAGAUGCCACAGUUACAAUUCCAACAAUUUCAAGCACUGAAAGGAGUAUUACAAUUCCAAAUGUGGAGAUGCAAGGAGGUAAUAUGAAUGUUGAGAUCCCCAAAAUAGAUACUGAAGCAAUGGAAGGUGGAUUAAAAGUGUCCAAAAUUUCCACUCCAAAAAUUCAUGGUGAUAUUAAAGUGCCUAAUGUAGAUAUAAAAGUAGAUAAAAUGAAAAUAGGAGGCCCUGAAACUGGAAUUGCAGGUCCAGAAGGUGGAUUCAGAAUGCCAGCAUUGGUGAAGGGUGACAUUAAAGGUCCAAAGAUAGACAUUAAAAGUCAAGAUGUAAAUAUUGAAGGCCCAGCCAUUGACACUGAGAUAGCAGAGGGUGGGUUCAAAAUGCCCACCGUGAAAAUGCCGACAUUUGGAAUCAAAGGACCUAAAAUAGAAAGUCCAGAUAUAGAUGUGAAGAUGAAAAAAGGAGACAUUACCAUCCAUGGCCCAGAGAUUGAAGGUGGCAUUAAAGCUCCAAGGUUAGAUGCAAAGGGUCCCGAUGUGAAAAUGGAUGUUCCUGCUGUGAACAUCGAAAGUGCAAAAGGGGGUUUCAAAAUGCCCAAAUUUGGAAUAAAAGGAACCACAGUUGAGACCCCACAAUUAGAAAUACAGCUCCCUAAGGGUGACAUAUCUGUUCCAAAUGUAGAAGGCAAUAUCAGAGCUCCAAAGGUUGACAUUGAGGUGCCAGAUGUUAAAAUGGAAGGACCUGAAGGUAAAAUUAAGGGACCCAUAUUUAAAAUGCCUACAAUAUCUGCACCUAAAGUCUCCAUGCCUGACAUAGAUCUCAAUCUGAAAGGGCCAAAGAUUAAAGGAGACUUGGAUGAUUCUGUUCCAAUGGUAGAAGGCGAUCUCAAAGCUCCAAAAAUUGGCAUUAAAGGGCCAGAAGUUGAAGGACCAGGGAGUAAAAUUAAAGGAUCUGGAUUGAAAAUGCCUACCAUAUCUGCACCAAGAAUUACAAUGCCUGAUGUUGACUUUAACAUGAAAGGCCCAAAACUAAAGGGAGAUGUGGAUGUUUCCAUCCCGAAAAUGGAGGGUGAUAUUCAAGGUCCAAAGAUAGACAUUAAAAGUCCAGAGGUAAAUGUUAAGGGCCCUACCAUUGACACUGAGAUAGCAGAGGGUGGGUUCAAAAUGCCCAAAGUGAAAAUACCUACAUUUGGAGUCAAAGGACCUAAAAUAGAAGGUCCAGAUAUAGAUGUGAAGAUACCAAAAGGAGACUUUGACAUCCAUGGCCCAAAACUUGAGGGUGACAUCAAAUCUCCAAAGGUAGAUGUAAAAUGUCCAGAUGUAAAAAUGGAAGCUCUGGAUAUUAACAUUGAAAGUGAAGAAGGGGGGUUCAGAAUGCCAAAAAUUAAAAUGCCUACAUUUGGAAUGAAAGGACCUAAAGUUGACAGUCCAGAAUUAGAAGUAAAGCUUCCUAAAGGUGAUACUGACAUUUCUGGUCCAAGCCUACAAGGUGAUAUCAAAGCUCCAAAAGUUGGCAUUGAAGUACCAGAUGUGGAUAUUGAAGGACCUGAAGGAAAAAUCAAGGGACCCAAAUUUAAAAUGCCUACAAUAUCUGCACCAAAUAUUUCUGUGCCUGAUAUAGAUAUCAACUUGAAAGGGCCAAAGAUUAAAGGAGAUAUGGAUGUUUCUGUUCCAAAGAUAGAGGGUUAUGUCAAAGCACCAAAUAUUGACUUUGAAGGACCAGAUGUUGACAUUAAAAGGCCAGAUGGUAAAGUCAAAGGCCCUGGAAUGAAAAUGCCUACCAUAUCUUCACCAAAAAUUGCAAUGCCCGAUGUUGACUUUAACCUGAAAGGCCCAAAACUAAAGGGUGAUGUGGAUGUCUCAAUGCCUAAGGUGGAGGGUGAUAUGAAGGGUCCGAAGAUAGACAUUAAAAGUCCAGAUGUGAAUGUUGAGGGGCUAAAUGUUGACACUGAAAUAACAGAAGGUGGAUUCAAGAUCCCCAAAAUGAAAAUGCCUAAAUUUGGAAUCAAAGGACCUAAAAUAGAAGGUCCAGAUAUAGAUGUGCAGAUACCACAACGGGGCAUUGACAUCCAUGGCCCAAUGAUUGAGGGUGACAUUAAAGCUCCAAAGCUAGAGGUAAAGGGUCCAGAUGUGAAAAUGGAUGCUCCCGAUGUUAACGUUGAAAGUGCAGAAGGUGGUUUUAAAAUGCCAAAAUUCAAAGUACCUAAAUUUGGAAUGAAAGGACCUAAAGUUGAAAGCCCAGAAUUAGAAGUAAAGCUCCCUAAAGGUAACAUUGACAUUUCUGGUCCAAGUGCAGAAAGUGAUAUCAAAGCACCAAAGGUUGAAGUGCCAGAUAUGGAAAUUGAAGGACCUGAAGGCAAAAUUAAGGGACCCAAAUUUAAAAUGCCUGUAGUAUCUGCACCAAAGAUCUCCAUGCCUGAUAUAGACCUUAACUUGAAAGGUCCGAAGUUAAAGGGAGAUGUUGAUGUUUCAGUUCCAAAGAUAGAGGGUGAUAUCAAAGCACCAAAGGUUGAUAUUGAAGGUCCAGAAGUUGAAAUAGAAGGACCAGAUGGUAAAAUCAAAGGAGCGAAAUUCCAAAUGCCUAAAAUAUCGGCACCAAAGAUCUCCAUGCCUGAUAUAGAUCUCAAUCUGAAAGGGCCAAAGAUUAAAGGAGAUAUGGAUGUUUCUGUCCCAAAGAUAGAGGGUGAUAUCAAAGCACCAAAGGUUGACAUUGAAGGUCCAGAAGUUGAAAUAGAAGGACCAGGUGGCAAAGUCAAAGGACCAACAUUCAAAAUGCCUAAAAUAUCGGCACCAAAGAUCUCCAUGCCUGAUGUAGAUCUCAAUCUGAAAGGGCCAAAGAUUAAAGGAGAUAUGGAUGUUUCUGUCCCAAAGAUAGAGGGUGAUAUCAAAGCACCUAAGGUUGACAUUGAAGGUCCAGAAGUUGAAAUAGAAGGACCAGAUGGCAAAGUCAAAGGACCGACAUUCAAAAUGCCUACAAUAUCAGCACCAAAGAUCUCCAUGCCUGAUAUAGAUCUCAAUCUGAAAGGGCCAAAGGUUAAAGGAGAUGUGGAUAUUUCUGUUCCAAAGAUUGAAAGUGAUAUUAAAACUUCAAAUAUAGAUAUAAAGGGUCCAGAAAUUAAUAUUGAGAAGCCUGAUAUUGACGUUGAAGCAAGUGAAGGUGGAUUUAAACUCCCCAGAUUCAAAAUGCCUAAAUUUGGUAUGAAAGGCCCUAAAACGGAAGUACCAGAUAUCAAUGUUAAAUCACCAAAAGGAGAUAUUAAAGUUUCAGGUCCAAAAGUUGAAGGUGACAUUAAAACACCAAAAGUAGACAUAAGGGACACUGAGAUGAAUAUUGAGGCACCUGAGAUUGACAUAGAAGGAAAUGAAGGUGGAUUCAAAAUGCCAAAACUUCGAAUGCCUAAAUUUGGAAUGAAAGGGCCAAAACUUGAAGGCCCAGAUGUAGAUGUAAAGUUACCUAAAGAGGCUGUUACUAUUCAUGCCCCUAAAAUUGAAGGAGACAUUAAAGCUCCAAAAGUAGAUAUUAAGGGCCCAGAAGUGAAAAUAGAAGGGCCUGGCACCGAUUUUGAAACAACAGAGGGAGGGUUCAAAUUGCCCAAAUUCAAAAUGCCCAAAUUUGGAAUGAAGGGGCCCAAAAUUGAAGGUCCAGAUAUAGACGCAAAACUUCCAAAGGGAGAAAUUGAUGUUUCUGGGCCAAGCAUAGAAGCUGAUAUGAAAGUUCCACAUGUUGAUGUUGAAGGGUCUGAAGGUAAAAUCAAAGGACCCAAGAUCAAAAUGCCUACAGUUUCUGCACCAAAGAUGUCCAUGCCAGAUGUUGAUUUUAACAUUAAAGGUCCAAAGCUAAAAGGAGAUGUGGAUGUUUCUGUUCCAAAGAUAGAGGGUGACAUUAAAGUGCCAAAUGUUGACAUUGAAGGACCAGAAGUUGACAUUGAAGGGCCUGAAGGUAAAGUAAAGGGUCCAAAGUUCAAAAUGCCAACAAUUGGAGCAAAAGGACCUAAAAUUGAGGGCCCUGAUGUAGAUGUAAAAUUACCCAAAGCACACCUGGAUAUGUCUGUCCUGAAAAUGGAAGGUGACAUAAAAGUUCCAGAAGCAGACAUAGAGGGCCCCAAUUUGAACAUUCAAGGACCAGACAUUGAUAUUGAAGGCCCAGAUGGUGGCUUCAGAAUGCCCAAAUUGAAAAUGCCAACGUUUGGAUUUAAAGGGCCUAAAGUAGAAGGUCCAGAAGUAGAUGUCAGCCUACCAAAGGGUGAUAUUAAUAUUUCUGGUCCAAGCAUUGAAGGUGAUAUUAAAGGACCUAAGGCUGCCAUUGGACGGCCUGAAGUUGACAUUGAAGGACCUGAAGGCAAAAUCAAGGGCCCUAGCUUCAAAAUGCCAACAAUCUCUGCACCAAAGAUUUCCAUGCCUGAUAUUGAUCUCAACCUGAAAGGUCCAAAAUUAAAGGGAGACAUGGAUAUUUCUGUUCCAAAGGUAGAAGGAGAUAUUAAAUCAUCAACUGUUGAUAUUGAGUGUCCAGAUAUUGACAUUGAGGGUCCUGAAGGAAAAAUUAAAGGUCCAAAAUUCAAAAUGCCUAAGAUUUCCGGUCCAAACAUCUCUAUGCCCGACAUAGACCUUAACCUGAAAGGACCAAAAUUAAAAGGAGAUGUUUCAGUUCCAAAAAUUGAAGGUGACAUUCAUGCACCAAAAGUAGAUAUUAAAGGACCUGAUAUGAAUAUUGAAGGACCAGAUGUUAACAUUGAAGGACCUGAGGGAGGAUUCAAAAUGCCAAAGUUCAAAAUGCCAAAAUUUGGAAUGAAAGACCCUAAACUUGAAGGCCCCGAUAUAGAUGUAAAAUUACCAAAAGGGAACAUGGAUGUGUCUGGUGUGAAAAUAGAAGGUGACAUUAAAGCUCCUAAAGCAGAAAUAGAGAGCCCCAAUUUGAAUUUUCAAGGGCCAGACAUUGAUAUUGAAGGUCCAGAAGGUGGUUUUAAAAUGCCCAAAAUAAAAAUGCCAAAGUUUGGAUUUAAAGGACCUAAAGUAGAAUGCCCAGAAUUAGACGUAAGCCUACCUAAGGGUGAUAUUGCUAUUUCUGGACCAAACAUAGAAGGUGAUUUGAAAGGACCUAAGGUUGACUUUGAAGGGCCAGAUGUUGACAUUGAAGGACCCGAAGGUAAAAUCAAAGGCCCUAAAUUCAAAAUGCCAAAAUUUUCUGCACCAAAGAUUUCGAUGCCUGAUAUUGAUCUCAAUCUGAAAGGUCCAAAACUAAAGGGUGAUGUGGAUGUUUCAGUUCCCAAGAUAGAGGGAGAUAUCAAAGGACCCAAGGUUGACAUUGAAGGGCCAGAUGUUGACAUUGAAGGACCUGAAGGCAAAAUCAAGGGCCCUAAGUUCCAAAUGCCAUCAAUUUCUGCUCCAAAGAUUUCAAUGCCUGAUAUUGACUUCAACCUGAAAGGCCCCAAAGUAAAGGGUGAUGUGGAUGUGUCAGUUCCAAAGAUAGAGGGAGAUAUCAAAGGACCCAAGGUUGACAUUGAAGGGUCAGAUGUUGACAUUGAAGGACCCGAAGGUAAAAUCAAGGGCCCUAAAUUCAAAAUGCCCAAAAUUUCUGCACCAAAGAUUUCAAUGCCUGAUAUUGAUCUCAAUCUGAAAGGUCCAAAACUAAAGGGUGAUGUGGAUGUUUCAGUUCCAAAGAUAGAGGGAGAUAUCAAAGGACCCAAGGUUGACAUUGAAGGUCCAGAUGUUGACAUUGAAGGACCUGAAGGCAAAAUCAAGGGCCCUAAGUUCCAAAUGCCAUCAAUUUCUGCUCCAAAGAUUUCUAUGCCUGAUAUUGACUUCAACCUGAAAGGCCCCAAAGUAAAGGGUGAUGUGGAUGUGUCAGUUCCAAAGAUAGAGGGAGAUAUCAAAGGACCCAAGGUUGACAUUGAAGGGCCAGAUGUUGACAUUGAAGGACCCGAAGGUAAAAUCAAAGGCCCUAAAUUCAAAAUGCCAAAAUUUUCUGCACCAAAGAUUUCAAUGCCUGAUAUUGAUCUCAACCUGAAAGGUCCAAAACUAAAGGGUGAUGUGGAUGUUUCAGUUCCCAAGAUAGAGGGAGAUAUUGAAGGGCCAGAUGUUGACAUUGACGGACCUGAAGGCAAAAUCAAGGGCCCUAAAUUCCAAAUUCCAUCAAUUUCUGCUCCAAAGAUUUCAAUGCCUGAUAUUGACUUCAACCUGAAAGGCCCCAGAGUAAAGGGUGAUGUGGAUGUGUCAGUUCCAAAGAUAGAGGGAGAUAUCAAAGGACCCAAGGUUGAUAUUGAAGGGCCAGAUGUUAACAUUGAAGGCCCUGAAGGCAAAAUGAAGGGCCCUAAAUUCCAAAUGCCAACAAUUUCUGCACCAAAGAUUUCAAUGCCUGAUAUUGACUUCAACCUGAAAGGCCCCAAAGUAAAGGGUGAUGUGGAUGUGUCAGUUCCAAAGAUAGAGGGAGAUGUUAAAGCACCCAAAGUUGACAUUGAAAGCCCAGAUAUUGACAUUGAAGGACCUGAAGGCAAAAUCAAGGGCCCUAAAUUCAAAAUGCCAAAAUUUUCUGCACCAAAGAUUUCUAUGCCUGAUAUUGAUCUCAACCUGAAAGGUCCAAAUCUAAAGGGUGAUAUGGAUGUUUCAGUUCCCAAGAUAGAGGGAGAUAUUAAAGGACCCAAAGUUGACAUUGAAGGCCCAGAUGUUGACAUUGAAGGCCCUGAAGGCAAAAUCAAGGGCCCUAAAUUCAAAAUGCCAAAAAUUUCUGCACCAAAGAUUUCGAUGCCUGAUAUUGAUCUUAACCUGAAAGGUCCAAAACUAAAGGGUGACGUGGAUGUUUCAGUUCCCAAGAUAGAGGGAGAUAUUAAAGGACCUCAGGUUGACAUUAAAGGGCCAGAUGUUGACAUUGAAGGCCCUGAAGGCAAAAUCAAGGGCCCUAAAUUCCAAAUGCCUUCAAUUUCUGCUCCAAAGAUUUCAAUGCCUGAUUUUGACUUCAACUUGAAAGGCCCCAAAGUAAAGGGUGAUGUGGAUGUGUCAGUUCCAAAGAUAGAGGGAGAUAUUAAAGGACCCAAAGUUGACAUUGAAGGCCCAGAUGUUGACAUUGAAGGCCCUGAAGGCAAAAUCAAGGGCCCUAAAUUCAAAAUGCCCAAAUUUUCUGCACCAAAGAUUUCGAUGCCUGAUAUUGAUCUCAACCUGAAAGCUCCAAAACUAAAGGGUGAUGUGGAUGUUACAGUUCCCAAGAUAGAGGGAGAUAUUAAAGGACCCCAGGUUGACAUUAAAGGGCCAGAUGUUGACAUUGAAGGCCCUGAAGGCAAAAUCAAGGGCCCUAAAUUCCAAAUGCCAUCAAUUUCUGCUCCAAAGAUUUCAAUGCCUGAUUUUGACUUCAACUUGAAAGGCCCCAAAGUAAAGGGUGAUGUGGAUGUGUCAGUUCCAAAGAUAGAGGGAGAUAUUAAAGGACCCAAAGUUGACAUUGAAGGCCCAGAUGUUGACAUUGAAGGCCCUGAAGGCAAAAUCAAGGGCCCUAAAUUCAAAAUGCCCAAAAUUUCUGCACCAAAGAUUUCGAUGCCUGAUAUUGAUCUCAACCUGAAAGGUCCAAAACUAAAGGGUGAUGUGGAUGUUUCAGUUCCCAAGAUAGAGGGAGAUAUCAAAGGACCCAAGGUUGACAUUGAAGGGCCAGAUGUUGACAUUGAAGGACCUGAAGGCAAAAUCAAGGGCCCUAAGUUCCAAAUGCCAUCAAUUUCUGCUCCAAAGAUUUCUAUGCCUAAUAUUGACUUCAACCUGAAAGGCCCCAAAGUAAAGGGUGAUGUGGAUGUGUCAGUUCCAAAGGUAGAGGGAGAUAUCAAAGGACCCAAGGUUGACAUUGAAGGGCCAGAUGUUGACAUUGAAGGACCCGAAGGUAAAAUCAAAGGUCCGAAAUUCAAAAUGCCAAAAUUUUCUGCACCAAAGAUUUCGAUGCCUGAUAUUGAUCUCAAUCUGAAAGGUCCAAAACUAAAGAGUGAUGUGGAUGUUUCAGUUCCCAAGAUAGAGGGAGAUAUCAAAGGACCCAAGGUUGACAUUGAAGGUCCAGAUGUUGACAUUGAAGGACCUGAAGGCAAAAUCAAGGGCCCUAAGUUCCAAAUGCCAUCAAUUUCUGCUCCAAAGAUUUCAAUGCCUGAUAUUGACUUCAACCUGAAAGGCCCCAAAGUAAAGGGUGAUGUGGAUGUGUCAGUUCCAAAGAUAGAGGGAGAUAUCAAAGGACCCAAGGUUGACAUUGAAGGGCCAGAUGUUGACAUUGAAGGACCCGAAGGUAAAAUCAAGGGCCCUAAAUUCAAAAUGCCCAAAAUUUCUGCACCAAAGAUUUCGAUGCCUGAUAUUGAUCUCAAUCUGAAAGGUCCAAAACUAAAGGGUGAUGUGGAUGUUUCAGUUCCCAAGAUAGAGGGAGAUAUCAAAGGACCCAAGGUUGACAUUGAAGGGCCAGAUGUUGACAUUGAGGGACCCGAAGGUAAAAUCAAAGGUCCGAAAUUCAAAAUGCCAAAAUUUUCUGCACCAAAGAUUUCGAUGCCUGAUAUUGAUCUCAACCUGAAAGGUCCAAAACUAAAGGGUGAUGUGGAUGUUUCAGUUCCCAAGAUAGAGGGAGAUAUUAAAGGACCCAAAGUUGACAUUGAAGGGCCAGAUGUUGACAUUGAAGGCCCUGAAGGCAAAAUCAAGGGCCCUAAAUUCCAAAUGCCAUCAAUUUCUGCUCCAAAGAUUUCUAUGCCUGAUAUUGACUUCAACCUGAAAGGCCCCAAAGUAAAGGGUGAUGUGGAUGUGUCAGUUCCAAAGAUAGAGGGAGAUAUCAAAGGACCCAAGGUUGACAUUGAAGGGCCAGAUGUUGACAUUGAAGGACCCGAAGGUAAAAUCAAGGGCCCUAAAUUCAAAAUGCCAAAAAUUUCAGCACCAAAGAUUUCGAUGCCUGAUAUUGAUCUCAACCUGAAAGGUCCAAAACUAAAGGGUGAUGUGGAUGUUUCAGUUCCCAAGAUAGAGGGAGAUAUCAAAGGACCCAAGGUUGACAUUGAAGGGCCAGAUAUUGACAUUGAAGGACCCGAAGGUAAAAUCAAAGGUCCGAAAUUCAAAAUGCCAAAAAUUUCUGCACCAAAGAUUUCGAUGCCUGAUAUUGAUCUCAACCUGAAAGGUCCAAAACUAAAGGGUGACGUGGAUGUUUCAGUUCCCAAGAUAGAGGGAGAUAUUAAAGGACCCAAGGUUGACAUUGAAGGGCCAGAUGUUGACAUUGAAGGACCUGAAGGCAAAAUCAAGGGCCCUAAAUUCCAAAUGCCAUCAAUUUCUGCUCCAAAGAUUUCUAUGCCUGAUAUUGACUUCAACCUGAAAGGCCCGAAAGUAAAGGGUGAUGUGGAUGUGUCAGUUCCAAAGAUAGAGGGAGAUAUCAAAGGACCCAAGGUUGACAUUGAAGGGCCAGAUGUUGACAUUGAAGGACCCGAAGGUAAAAUCAAGGGCCCUAAAUUCAAAAUGCCAAAAAUUUCUGCACCAAAGAUUUCAAUGCCUGAUAUUGAUCUCAACUUGAAAGGUCCAAAACUAAAGGGUGAUGUGGAUGUUUCAGUUCCCAAGAUAGAGGGAGAUAUCAAAGGACCCCAGAUUGACAUUGAAGGGCCAGAUGUUGACAUUGAGGGACCCGAAGGUAAAAUCAAAGGUCCGAAAUUCAAAAUGCCAAAAAUUUCUGCACCAAAGAUUUCGAUGCCUGAUAUUGAUCUCAACCUGAAAGGUCCAAAACUAAAGGGUGACGUGGAUGUUUCAGUUCCCAAGAUAGAGGGAGAUAUUAAAGGACCCAAGGUUGACAUUGAAGGGCCAGAUGUUGACAUUGAGGGACCUGAAGGCAAAAUCAAGGGACCUAAAUUCCAAAUGCCAUCAAUUUCUGCUCCAAAGAUUUCAAUGCCUGAUAUUGACUUCAACCUGAAAGGCCCCAAAGUAAAGGGUGAUGUGGAUGUGUCAGUUCCAAAGAUAGAGGGAGAUUUCAAAGGACCCAAGGUUGACAUUGAAGGGCCAGAUGUUGACAUUGAAGGACCUGAAGGUAAAAUCAAGGGCCCUAAAUUCAAAAUGCCAAAAAUUUCUGCACCAAAGAUUUCGAUGCCCGAUAUUGAUCUCAACUUGAAAGGUCCAAAACUAAAGGGUGAUGUGGAUGUUUCAGUUCCAAAGAUAGAGGGAGAUUUUGAAGGACCGAAGGUUGACAUUGAAGGGCCAGAUGUUGAUAUUGGGGGACCUGAUGGUAAAAUCAAGGGCCCUACAUUCAAAAUGCCAUCAAUUUCUGGUCCAAAGAUUUCAAUGCCUGAUAUUGACCUCAACCUGAAAGGUCCAAAACUGAAAGGUGAUGUGGAUGUUUCAGUUCCCAAGAUAGAGGGAGAUAUUAAAGGACCCAAGAUUGACAUUGAAGGGCCAGAUGUUGACAUUGAAGCACCAGAAGGAGGAUUUAAAAUGCCCAAAUUUAAAAUGCCCAAGUUUGGAAUGAAAGGCCCUAAACUUGAAGGCCCAGAUAUAGAUGUAAAAUUACCAAAAGCAGACUUUUCUAUUCCAAAAAUAGAAGGUGACAUGAAUGUUUCAGGGCCAAAGUUAGAAGGUGAUAUAAAAUCUCCAAAGCUAGAUGUCAAAGGUCCAGAUAUGAGUAUAAGUUCACCAACUUUUGAUGUGAAAGGCCAUGAGGGUGGUUUUAAAAAGCCCAAAUUCAAAAUGCCAAAAUUUGGCUUUAAAGGUUCUAAGGCUGAAAGCCCAGAUAUUGAUGUAAAACUGCCUAAAGGAGAUAUAAAUUUAUCUAGCCCAAAAAUCGAAGGUGACAUAAGGAGCCCAGUGGUUGAUAUUGAAGGGCCUGAUGUGGAAAUUGAGAGCCCAGAUGCUAAAAUUAAAGGUCCAAAGUUCAAGAUGCCCAAGAUAUCAAUGCCUGAUGUGGAAUUUAAUGUGAAGAGCCCAAAGCUAAAAGGAGAAGCCGAUAUUUCAAGUCCCAAGAUUGAGGGUGAUAUAAAAUCUCCAAAACUUGACAUCAAAACACCUGAUCUUGAAGGGCCAGAUAUUGACAUCAAAGGACAUGAGGGAGGUUUCAAAAUGCCCAAAUUUAAAAUGCCAAAAUUUGGAUUUAAAAGCUCUACAAUUGAAGGCCCAAGUGUAGAUGUAAAUCUGCCUAAAGCAAAUGUUGAUGUUACUGGUCCAACAGUUGAAGGUGAUAUCAAAGGGCCUAAAGUGGAGAUGGAAGGGCCAGAUGUUGAUAUUGAAGGACCUGAGGGUAAAAUUAAAGGACCUAAGUUUAAAAUGCCAACAAUAUCUGGACCAAAUAUAUCUAUGCCCAAUAUUGACUUUAAUCUAAAAGGCCCAAAAUUAAAGGGAGACAUGGACAUUUCUGUUCCAACUGUAGAAGGAGAUAUUAAAGGACCAGGUGUCGGCAUUGAAGGUCCAGAGGGUGGAUUUAAAAUGCCAAAAUUAAAGAUGCCAAAGCUUGGAAUCAAGGGUCCGAAUAUUGAAGGUCCAGAUAUAGAUGUGAACCUGCCUAAAGCACAUAUUGACCUGCCUGAUCCAAGUAUACAUGGUGAAAUUGAGGGACCUAACAUUGACAUUGAAGGCCCUGAAGGAAAAAUAAAAGGGCCCAAAUUUAAGAUGCCAACAAUUUCUGCUCCAAAUAUAAAAAUGCCAAGCAUGGAUUUAAAUCUCAAAGGACCUAAACUAGAAGGAGACAUUGACGGACCAGAUGUUGAUAUUGAAGGACCUGAAGGCAAAAUAAAGGGGCCAAAAUUCAAAAUGCCCAAAAUUUCAGGACCUAACAUCUCUAUGCCUGAUAUUGACCUCAAUCUUAAAAGCCCAAAAUUAAAGGGAGAUGUAAAUGUUUCUGUUCCUAAAAUUGAAGGUGACAUUCAUGCUCCAAAAGUAGAUUUUAAAGGACCAGAUAUGAAUAUUGAAGGACCAGGCAUCGAUAUUGAAGGACAUGAAGGAGGAUUUAAAAUGCCUAAAUUCAAAAUGCCCACGUUUGGAAUGAAAGGCCCUAAAGUUGAAGGCCCAGAUGUAGAUAUGAAUUUACCCAAAGCAGAUAUUAAUGUAUCUGGUCCAAAGAUGGAAGGGGGAAUUCAAGGACCUGAUAUUGACAUUGAAGGCCCAGAUGGAAAAAUAAAAGGUCCCAAAUUUAGAAUGCCUACAAUUACUGGCCCAAAUAUAAAAAUGCCCAGCAUGGAUUUCAAUCUUAAAGGGCCCAAGUUUAAAGGAGACAUGGAUGUUACAGGUCCUAAACUUGAAGGAGACAUUGAAGGCCCAGAUGUUGACAUUGAAGGACCUGAGGGUAAAAUAAAGGGGCCUAAGUUCAAAAUGCCCAAAAUUUCAGGACCAAACAUCUCCAUGCCUGAUAUAGAUCUUAAUCUUAAAGGACCAAAACUAAAAGGAGACUUUGAUGUUUCAGCACCUAAGAUUGAAGGUGACCUUCAUGCACCAAAAGUGGAUAUUAAAGGACCUGAUAUGAAUAUUGAAGGACCAGAUGUUAACAUUGAGGGACCUGAAGGUGGAUUCAAAAUGCCCAAAUUAAAAAUACCUAAGUUUGGAGUAAAGGGGCCCAAAUUUGAAGGUCCAGAUAUAGAUGUGAACUUACCUAAAGCAGAUAUUGAUCUAUCUGGUCCAAAGCUAGAAGGUGAAAUUGAGGGACUUGACAUUGAGGGCCCAGAAGGAAAAAUAAAGGGUCCCAAAUUCAAGAUGCCACACAUUUCUGGCCCAAAUAUAAAAAUGCCCCACAUGGAUUUCAAUCUGAAAGGGCCCAAGCUUAAAGGAGAUAUGGAUAUUACAGGACCUAAAAUAGAAGGAGACAUUGAAGGACCUGAUGUUGACAUUGAAGGACCUGAGGGUAAAAUUAAGGGGCCAAAAUUCAAAAUGCCCAAAAUUUCAGGGCCGAACAUCUCUAUGCCUGAUAUAGACCUGAAUCUGAAAGGACCAAAAUUGAAAGGAGAUGUUGAUGUUUCAGUUCCUAAAUUGGAAGGUGACAUUCAUGCACCAAAGGUGGAUAUUAAAGGACCUGGUAUGAAUAUUGAAGGACCAGAUUUUAACAUUGAAGGACCUGAAGGUGGAUUCAAAAUGCCAAAAAUUAAAUUGCCUAAGUUUGGAGUAAAGGGACCUAAAGUUGAAGGUCCAGAUAUUGAUGUGAACUUGCCUGAAGCAGAAAUUGAUCUAUCAGGUCCAAAGAUAGAAGGUGAACUUGAGGGACCUGACAUUGAGUGCCCAGAAGGAAAAAUUAAAGGUCCCAAAUUCAAGAUGCCAACAAUUUCUGGACCAAAUAUAAAAAUGCCCCACUUGGAUUUCAAUCUUAAAGGGCCCAAGCUCAAGGGAGACAUGGAUGUUACUGGUCCUAAGCUUGAAGGGGACAUUGAAAGUCCACAUGUUGACAUUGAAGGACCUGAGGGUAAAAUAAAGGGGCCAAAAUUCAAAAUGCCCAAAAUUUCAGGGCCAAACAUAUCCAUGCCUGACAUAGAUCUUAACCUGAAAGGACCAAAAUUAAAAGGUGAUGUUGAUGUUUCAGUUCCAAAAAUUGAAGGUGACCUUCAUGCACCAAAAGUGGAUAUUAAAGGACCUGAUAUGAAUAUUGAAGGAGCAGAUGUUAACAUUGAAGGACCUGAAGGUGGAUUCAAAAUGCCCAAAUUUAAAUUGCCUAAGUUUGGAGUAAAGGGGCCCAAAUUUGAAGGUCCAGAUAUAGAUGUGAACUUACCUAAAGCAGAUAUUGAUGUCUCUGGUCCAAACAUAGAAGGUGAAAUAGAAGGUCCUGAGAUUGAGGGCCCAGAAGGAAAAAUAAAAGGCCCCAAAUUCAAGAUGCCACAUAUUUCUGGGCCAAAUAUAAAAAUGCCCCACAUGGAUUUCAAUCUGAAAGGGCCCAAGCUUAAGGGAGACAUGGAUGUUACUGGUCCUAAAGUAGAAGGAGGCAUUGAAGGUCCUGAUAUUGACAUUGAAGGACCUGAGGGUAAAAUAAAGGGGCCAAAAUUCAAAAUGCCCAAAAUUUCAGGACCAAACAUAUCCAUGCCUGACAUAGAUCUUAAUCUGAAAGGACCAAAAUUAAAAGGUGAUGUUGAUGUUUCAGUUCCAAAAAUUGAAGGUGACCUUCAUGCACCAAAAGUGGAUAUUAAAGGACCUGAUAUGAAUAUUGAAGGACCAGAUGUUAACAUUGAAGGACCUGAAGGUGGAUUCAAAAUGCCCAAAUUUAAAUUGCCUAAGUUUGGAGUAAAGGGGCCCAAAUUUGAAGGUCCAGAUAUAGAUGUGAACUUACCUAAAGCAGAUAUUGAUGUCUCUGGUCCAAACAUAGAAGGUGAAAUAGAAGGUCCUGAGAUUGAGGGCCCAGAAGGAAAAAUAAAAGGCCCCAAAUUCAAGAUGCCACAUAUUUCUGGCCCAAAUAUAAAAAUGCCCCACAUGGAUUUCAAUCUGAAAGGGCCCAAGCUUAAGGGAGACAUGGAUGUUACUGGUCCUAAAGUAGAAGGAGGCAUUGAAGGUCCUGAUAUUGACAUUGAAGGACCUGAGGGUAAAAUUAAGGGGCCAAAAUUCAAAAUGCCCAAAAUUUCAGGGCCAAACAUAUCCAUGCCUGACAUAGAUUUUAAUCUGAAAGGACCAAAAUUAAAAGGAGAUGUUGAUGUUUCUGUUCCAAAAAUUGAAGGUGACCUUCAUGCACCAAAAGUGGAUAUUAAAGGACCUGAUUUGAAUAUUGAAGGACCAGAUGUUGACAUUGAAGGACCUGAAGGUGGAUUCAAAAUGCCAAAACUGAAAAUACCUAAGUUUGGAGUAAAGGGACCCAAAUUUGAAGGUCCAGAUAUAGAUGUGAACUUACCUAAAGCAGAUAUUGAUGUCUCCAGUCCAAAGAUAGAAGGUGAACUUGAGGGACCUGACAUUGAGUGCCCAGAAGGAAAAAUUAAAGGUCCCAAAUUUAAGAUGCCAAACAUUUCUGGUCCAAAUAUAAAAAUGCCCCACAUGGAUUUCAAUCUUAAAGGCCCCAAGCUUAAGGGAGACAUGGAUGUUACUGGUCCUAAAGUAGAAGGAGGCAUUGAAGGCCCUGAUGUUGACAUUGAAGGACCUGAGGGUAAAAUAAAGGGGCCAAAAUUCAAAAUGCCCAAAAUUUCAGGGCCAAACAUAUCCAUGCCUGACAUAGAUCUUAAUCUGAAAGGACCAAAAUCAAAAGGAGAUAUUGAUGUUUCAGUUCCAAAAAUUGAAGGUGACCUUCAUGCACCAAAAGUGGAUAUUAAAGGACCUGAUAUGAAUAUUGAAGGACCAGAUGUUAACAUUGAAGGACCUGAAGGUGGAUUCAAAAUGCCCAAAUUUAAAAUACCCAAGUUUGGAGUAAAGGGGCCCAAAGUUGAAGGUCCAGAUAUAGAUUUGAGCUUUCCUAAAGCAGAUAUUGAUGUCUCUGGUCCAAAGAUAGAAGGUGAAAUAGAAGGACCUGAGAUUGAGGGCCCAGAAGGAAAAAUGAAAGGUCCCAAAUUCAAGAUGCCACACAUUUCUGGCCCAAAUAUAAAAAUGCCCCACAUGGAUUUCAACCUUAAAGGGCCCAAGCUUAAGGGAGACAUGGAUGUUACUGGUCCUAAAGUAGAAGGAGGCAUUGAAGGCCCUGAUAUAGACAUUGAAGGACCUGAAGGUAAAAUUAAGGGACCAAAAUUCAAAAUGCCCAAAAUUUCAGGCCCGAACAUAUCCAUGCCUGACAUAGACCUUAAUUUGAAAGGACCAAAAUUAAAAGGAGAUGUUGAUGUUUCAGUUCCAAAAAUUGAAGGUGACCUUCAUGCACCAAAAGUGGAUAUUAAAGGACCUGAUAUGAGUAUUGAAGGACCAGAUGUUAACAUUGAAGGACCUGAAGGUGGAUUUAAAAUGCCCAAAUUCAAACUGCCUAAAUUUGGAGCCAAAGGACCUAAAGUAGGAGGUCCAGAUAUUGAUAUGAAUUUGCCUAAAGCAGACAUAGAUGUCUCUGGUCCAAAGAUAGAAGGGGAAAUUGAGGGACCUGAGAUUGAGGGCCCAGAAGGAAAAAUAAAAGGUCCCAAACUCAAGAUGCCAACAAUUUCUGGCCCAAAUAUAAAAAUGCCCAGCAUGGAUUUCAAUCUUAAAGGACCCAAACUUAAAGGAGACAUGGAUGUUACUGGUCCUAAGGUUGAAGGAGGAAUUGAAGGUCCUGAUGUUGACAUUGAGGGACCUGAUGGUAAAUUAAAGGGGCCAAAAUUCAAAAUGCCCAAAAUUUCUGGCCCAAACAUCUCCAUGCCUGAUAUAGACCUGAAUCUGAAAGGACCAAAAUUAAAGGGAGAUGUUGAUAUGUCAGUUCCUAAGGUUGAAGGUGACAUUCAUGCUCCAAAAGUAGACAUUAAAGGACCUAAUGUGAACAUUGAAGGACCAGAUCUUGAUAUUGAAGGACCUGAAGGUGGAUUCAAAAUGCCAAAAUUGAAAAUGCCGAAGUUUGGAAUAAAGGGACCUAAAUUUGAAGGUCCCGAUGUAGAUGUGAACUUACCUAAAGGAGAUAUUGAUAUAUCUGGCCCAAAGAUUGAAGGUGAAAUUGAGGGUCCUCACAUUGACAUUGAGGGCCCAGAAGGAAAAAUUAAAGGUCCCAAAUUCAAGAUGCCAGCAAUUUCUGGCCCAAAUAUAAAAAUGCCUCACAUGGAUUUCAAUCUUAAAGGGCCCAAGCUUAAGGGAGACAUGGAUGUCACAGGCCCCAAAGUAGAAGGAGACAUUGAAGGCCCAGAUGUUGACAUUGAAGGACCCGAGGGUAAAAUAAAGGGGCCGAAAUUCAAAAUGCCUAAAAUUUCAGGACCAAAUAUCUCUAUGCCUGAUAUAGAUCUUAAUUUUAAAGGACCAAAACUAAAGGGAGAUAUAAAUGCUUCAGCUCCUAAGAUUGAAGGUGAUAUUCAAGCUCCAAAAGUAGACAUUAAGGGACCUGAUUUGAAUAUCGAAGGACCAGAUGUUGAUAUUGAAGGACCCGAAGGCGGAUUCAAGAAGCCAAAAUUUAAAAUGCCAAAGUUUGGAAUAAAGGGACCUAAAUUUGAAGGUCCCGAUGUAGAUGUGAACUUACCUAAAGGAGAUAUUGCCAUAGCUGGGCCAGCAAUUGAAGGUGAUAUUAAAGGGCUUGAUGUUGAUAUAGAAGGACCUGAGGGGAAAAUCAAAGGACCGAAAUUAAAAAUGCCUACAAUAACAGGACCGAAGAUAUCAAUGCCUGAUAUUGACCUUAACCUGAAAGGUCCAAAGCUAAAAGGAGAUGUUGAUAUUGACUCUCCAGAUAUUAACAGUGAAGGUUUGGAUUUGCAUCUCCCAAAACUGAAGCUCCCUAAAUUUGGCAUAUCUGGGCCAUCUGUGGAAGGACCUGAAUUUGAUGCAAGUGUGCCUUCAGCAGACCUCAAACUUUCUGGUCCCAAAGUUGAAGGUGACCUGAAGGUUAAAAGUCCUAAUGUAGAUCUUAAGGGACCAAGUGCCGAUGUAAAUUUCAGUGCUCCUGAUGUUAAUAUUGAAGGUCCAGAUAUUAAAAUGCCAAAGGUAAAAAAGCCAAAAUUUGGAUUUGGCUUCAAAGGUCCUAAGGCGGACAUGAAAUCUCGCUCUGCUGAAAUACCAACGGCUGAAGCUGACAUCAGUGUUGACAGCCCUGAUCUUGAUGUUGACAUUAAAGGGAAGAAAGGAAAAUUUAAGAUGCCAAAAAUGAAGACCAAAGUCAAAAAGCCUGAUGCUAGUAUUGAUUUAAAAUCACCUGAUGCCGACAUCACUUUUGACACCCCGGAUGUUCAUUUAAAACCUACAAAAGGAAAGAAGGCUUUUUUUGGCAAAAUCAAUUUUCCUGAUGUUGAAUUUGACAUAAAAUCACCAAAAGUAAAAGGUGAUGCAUAUAUUUCAGGGCCCAAAAUUGAAGGGGACAUAAAAACACCUGACAUUGAAUUGCCAUCAGCAAGUAUUAAAACUGACAUACACACACCAGAUAUUGAGGGUCCUAAUGUCAAAGGCAAAGGUCCCAAGUUAAAAAUGGGUGAUUUUGAUAUUAACCUGAAAGGACCUAAAGUAAAGGGAGAUAUGUCUGCACCAAAACUUGAAGGAGACAUCACAGCGCCAGGUCUUGAUUUGAAAAUGGAUGCUCCCGAUGUCAGUUUUAAGGGUCCAAAACUAGAAACAGGAUGUGAUAUUAAGCUGAAAGGUCCAAAAAUAGACAUUGAGACUCCAAAAUUGUCUGGAGAGUUAGGAGAGCCUAGUAUUGAAGUUAAAGGAGCAGAUUUUGAUAUUGAUGGCAAGAUAAAAGGUCCUAAAAUCAAGCUGCCAAAGGCAGACAUUAAAGCGCCGAAGAUAUCGCUUCCAGAUUUAGAUAUUAACCUUAAGGGGCCCAAAGUCAAAGGAGAUCUUAAUAUGUCUGGGGAUGCUCAGAUUCCAAAUUUACAGACUGACACAGGCCUUGAUGUUUCUGGAAACAUGAAAGGACCAAAGAUUGAUAUUGAGGGCCCCAACAUGAACAUUGCAGGUCCAGAAGGAAAAAUCAAAGGCCCUAAGGUUAAAAUGCCAACAUUAGAUAUAAAUGUUCCAAAAAUAUCUGGCCCAGAUUUGGAUCUUAACCUCAAAGGCCCCAAAGUCAAAGGAGACCUUGACGGUUCAGGGGAAGUUAAAGCUCCAAAAGUAGAGGUCCACAAGCCUGACAUAGAUGUUGAAGGUCCUGAUGGAAAAUUUACUGGUCCUAAUAUUAAACUGCCUUCAUUUGGAAUCAAGGGUUUUGGUGGUUCUAAACUGGAAGGCCCAGAACUUGACUUGAAUGUAAAAAGUCCAAAAGGAACCUUAUCUGGUCCACAGGUUCAAAGUGCUGUGACUGUUCCAGAGGGAAAUGUAAGUGUCAGUGCACCUGAUCUCAAGAUUGAAUCUGAUGCCGAAUUGAAAGGUGGCAAAUUUAAAAUGCCAUCAUUUGGUAUUUCACUGACUAAACCUGAUUCUGACAUAAAGUUGAAAAGUCCGAAAGUAAAAGGAGACUUUGAUAUUUCGGGUGAUGUAAAGACGAAAAACCUUGGAGCAGAAAUAAAAGGUCCCUCUGUAAAUAUUUCUGCUCCCCAAUUGUCUGGUCCUGAACUUGAGGUAUCUGGUGGUGUUAAAGGAGGUUUUGGAAUGGAACAACCUCACUUGUCAGGUCCAAAAGUUGGUCUAUCAGGCCCUAGCAUUGAAGGGGGGUUCAAAGGGCAGAAAGUUGAUAUAAGUGUUCCAGGUGUAGAUGUAGAUGUUGGUGGGUUUGAUCUUGCUAUUCCAAAAUUGAAGCUGCCCAUGUUUACAGCAGGAGGACAAGAAAAGGCAGUUGAUGUAGGUUCUGCAGAGAUGCAGAUGGGCAUAGAAGCAGGUCAGAAGAAAAAAACUGAAUUGAAAGGUGAGGGCAUGGCAGGUAUAGAUAUUAAAGGCACCAAAGUGAGUGGGCAACUUCCUGUAAUUGAGGUCAAAGGAGCUGAAGUCAAGAGUGGAGGAAAGUCAAAAAUGAAAAUGCCAAAGUUCUUUCAAAAAUCGAAGGCCAAGGGCAGUGCACCUGAUAUUAGCACAGAUGGUGCAGAACUGGAUAUAUCAGGUGGAGGGAGUGGUGCAAAAGGCUUGAAAGGUAGCUCAGGUUCUGUUGAAAUGAAAGGCUCUAAACUGUCAAUGGGUCUAGAAGGAGAGGUGGGCGGCCCAAUUUCACCUAAGUCAAAAUCUGCCUCAUUAGAUUUAUUCAAAAAACACAGACAUCGAUCAUCCUCACUUAGUGAUGAUCCCGACUUAGCUAGUCCGUCCUCCCCCACAGGUCACCUUGAAGCUGAGGCAGGGGGGCUAGUCAUGGAAGGAGGUAAAGUGAAAGGAAAGAAAAGCAAGCUUAAAUUUGGCACCUUUGGAGGUUUUGGCUCUAAAUCCAAGGGAUCCUACGAAGUGACAUUUAGUGACGAGGAGUCGGGGAAAGCGCAAGGUAGUGGAGUUUCACUGUCCUCUAAAAAGUCUCGUGUCUCAUCAACAUCAAGUAGUGACAGUGGAACAAAGGCAAGCUUGAAACUCCCUAAAGUAGAAUUAGCAGUAUCGCCAAAGAAAGAAUAAAAUUUGUAAAUAUGAUAUAUGCUUUUUUGUUUUUCUCAGAGUUUGUACAUAAAUAAACUUUUAUUGAGCAUAGUUCUUUUACUCUCUAGAGGCUCACACAUGCAAUACAAUAGCAUGAAAUCAAAGAUUUGCUGUGAUCUGGAAAGAAUCAGAAAAUGAGUGGUUGGUUGUGUUUAUAAAAGGAGAACUAUUUUUGUAUGGAUAAUGUAAUCACAUUUCAAACUAAUAGUAACAGCAAUUAAAGUCUGCAGAUAAUUCUUUAAGUUUGCAUUAACAAGCUUAGAGCAAUAGUUUUUUAUUCUUACUGAUUGUUUUCAGUAUUGGUAAAGGAGGGCUUUAGGCACAUGUAAUCCUUAGGCGACCUUCCUUAGUGUUUAUUCAGUUUAGAGCUUAAUUUUUAUUGGGGCUGUUUUUUUUUUUUUUUUUUUUUCUGUUGUAAUAAUGCUUAGAUUUUCUAAAAAAAAAAAAAAAAAAAGGAAACCAUGUCUGCUGUGUAAACUUAGUACAUCUGUGGUACACGUGCUUGAAGACUGCAGUCUAAACUGGAUUUCAGUCAAACCCUGGAAAAACAGAUCAUUCAAAAUUUCAUAUUAAAGCUCUUUUUAAUGUAAAAAUGAAUGUAGAUAGAUACCAUUUGAUUUUUUUUUUAAUUUUUAACUGAGACUUCACUAGAGUGCUGUACCUCAGAUGUGUUAAUAAUUUCGGUCAUUGGCCAAUGUAUUAUAUAAUUCACUUCUUUGUAAAACAAGUAAGCCUUUCUUUUUUCAAAGUCUUGUUGCUAGAAACGUCCAAUUACCUUUUUGUCUCUUCUGCACUUUAAUAGAGAAAUGUGGUAAUGUAAAGAGUGGCCUUUUAAAUAAAUAAAAACAAAUAAACUGUUUAAUUAACCUA
Messenger RNA from Polypterus senegalus (gray bichir), 23164 nucleotides. It is a transcript of the gene ahnak, whose product is annotated as AHNAK nucleoprotein. The transcript has 6 exons. The record is from RefSeq and is a predicted model, not a curated record. Gene Ontology annotation, biological process: regulation of RNA splicing. Lineage: Eukaryota; Metazoa; Chordata; Cladistia; Polypteriformes; Polypteridae. Gene Ontology annotation, cellular component: nucleus; costamere; cytoplasm. The coding region runs from base 440 to 22273 and encodes 7277 amino acids. Gene Ontology annotation, molecular function: protein binding.